Tuber aestivum (summer truffle) is the source of this 1530-nucleotide messenger RNA. The record is from the annotation of a GenBank genome assembly. Lineage: Eukaryota; Fungi; Ascomycota; Pezizomycetes; Pezizales; Tuberaceae.
GGUUCCUCCUUCCCGAAAGGUUACGGUACGGUACCAAUCCUGCACCAUGCCUUGCGGGUUACGGGGAAGGAGAAAGAAGAAGCAGAAGAAACCCGUAGUCUACCCAAAUCAUUACGGUACCGCUAUUCGUACUCUUGGCAAAAUUUCAAACCGGACCGCACGCACCAAGGGGACUCAGCAGUCACGCCUAUUUCUUCCACUACCCCCCCGCCAAACCAUUUGCGCUGUAAACAUUCGGUCGGGGUGGAAGAAGGGGUGAAAAUUUAAUAAAAACAAAACAAAACAGAGCAGGGCAAAACAAGAGUGAGCAAUUGAGCUCUAUUGAAAAGAUAAGAAAAGCAAAAUUCAAAAAAAAUAAAGUAAAUAAUCUUGAGACACCCAAAACAGAGGUACGUUAUUUCCAUUUCUGGAUAUUUUUUUUUCUUUAUGGUCAGGGUUUACGCCAUGGAAUUUCUCUACACGCCUGCCCCUCCAUCCCCCGCUAUUUCCCACAUCCCCCACCGCUGCGGCACCACAACCAAAACACCAAAACUAACUGAGCAGAGGGAAGACCGCAAAAAUGUCCAAUCCCAGGAUCGAAGACGUAACGGAGGAAGAGAUCAGACAAGCCGGAGUCGAAGACGUCGACUCUAGUGAUGACUCCGAAGCCGGGGACCUCAUCGGGGGUGGGGGAGGAGAGGCGGGUGAUGCUAGCGGUAUCCCAGCUGGAAGCAGCGUCGCGGUGCACAGCAGGAACGAGAAGAAGGCCCGCAAGCAGAUUGCAAAAUUGGGCUUGAAGCACGUCCCGGGUAUUACUAGGGUUACCUUAAGGCGUCCAAAGAAUGUAUGCACAGUAUUUGGGACCCGUGCUGGGGGGGGGGGGGGCUGCCGGAGCGGAUGACUAGGCGGGUAGUGCUAACAUUUUCAUGGACAGAUUCUGUUUGUAAUCAAUCAGCCGGACGUGUACAAGUCCCCCUCCAGCAACACUUGGAUGUAGGUCUCUCUCCUCUUUGGCUCGGUCGGAGGUGCUGAUGCUCAGUAGCAUCUUCGGCGAGGCAAAAAUUGAAGACUUGAAUUCCCAAGCCCAGGCCAACGCUGCGCAGCAACUCCAGAAGCAUGAGAGUGCUGCUAACAUCGAGGCGGACUUUGCAGCCGCUGCGGCAGGUGGCCCCGGCGCACGGGAUAAAGGUAAGGAUGCCCAGGCUCUCAAGAAGAAGGAGGAGGAAGAGGAAGAGGACGGUGAGGAGGUCGAUGAGGAAGGGCUGGAGAAUAAGGACAUUGAACUUGUUAUGGCGCAGGUAAGCUUCCUCCCUAUCGCAGUUGCACGUGCCUGCCACGGGAGCUUCAGCGCUGACAAAAUAUUCAGGCUACCGUUUCCAGGAAGAGAGCUGUCAAAGCGCUCAAGGAGAACGACAACGAUAUCGUCAAUUCCAUCAUGGCUCUCAGCGUUUAGUUCAGUUAGUUUGGGGAAAAAACGGGGGGUAUUCUUGUUUUUCAAGGUUUUUUUGUUUCCAAUAAAAUAGGGGUCAGAUGAAUAUUGGUUGUUCAUUU